AUUGACUACGGUUACGAAACGUUUUCAAGAUUCAGAACAUGCCACCCAAAAAGAAGCCUGGAAAGAAGAAGGGGAAAAAGUCUUCAACCUCCUCUAAGUCCAAAACACCAACUGUCGUAGAUGGUGUUUCAACAACAGAGAUGACAAAGGAAGAAUUAGAAGAACAUAUCAUCCGACUUCGAGAAGAGCUAGAAAGAGAAAGAGAAGAGAGAAAUUACUUUCAGCUAGAAAGAGACAAAGUGAAUACGUUCUGGGAAAUAUCCAAACAACAACUCGAAGAUCGGUCAGCCGAGCUAAGAAAUAAAGAACGUGAAAUGGAAGAAUCUGAAGAAAGGCAUCAGUUAGAACUGAAAGUUUACAAACAAAAGGUCAAACAUUUACUAUAUGAGCAUCAAAAUAAUAUUUCUGAAUUGAAAGCGGAGACUGCAACUGCUAUUCGAAUCAACCAAGAAGAACAUUUGAAAGUUCAGGGACUUUUACGACAAGACGAACAAAACUUAAAAAUCAAGCUGAGAGAAACUCAGCUUUCUAAUGAAGAUAAUGUCAGAACCCUCGAGAAAGAACACGAACAUGAAAUGCACGAAAUAAGAAAAGAUUUUGAAAGAAAGAUGGAGGAACAAAAAAAGAUAUACAUGAAAAAUACGAAAGAACUGAGGGAAAAGCUUGACCUUCAAAGGAAAAAUGAACUACAUGAGACAGAGGAGAGAAAAAAUAAUCAUAUAAAUGCUCUUAUGCGUAGUCAUGAGAAAUCGUAUGCAGAGAUGAAGAACUAUUACAAUGAUAUAACUUUAAAUAACCUAGCUUUAAUAAACACACUUAAGGAACAACUAGAGGAACGAAAAAAGAAUGAGGAACGCUUAGAACGUCGAGCAAAUGAGAUAGCAGCUGAAAACCGCCGACUAGUAGAGCCUUUAAAUAAAGCUAGAGAGGAAAACACCGAGAUGAAAAGGCAAAUGGCUAACUAUGAGAAAGACAAGAUUGUUUUAAAACAAACUAAAGCUUUAUUAAAAACGUGUGAAAAAGAAAAGAAACGUACUGAAUGGAAAUAUGAUAUUUUGGAACAACAAUUCAAACACAUUGAAAGUGAACGUAAUGAUUUAUAUGAGAAAUUUGUACUAGCUAUUCAAGAAGUUCAACAGAAAUGUGGAUUAAAGAAUAUAUUGUUAGAGAAACGUUUAACUGCACUGACGGAAACAAUUGAAAAGAAAGAAGCACAGUUAAGUGAAGUUUUAUCAGCAAGUAAUUUAGAUCCUAUCUCUAUGGCAACAGUAUCAAGGAAAUUAGGCGAUAUUUUAGAUUCUAAAAAUGGCACCAUCAAAGAACUUCAGUAUGAAUUGGCAAGAGUUUGUAAGGCACAUAAUGAUCUUUUAUUGGCAUGUGAAUCAAAACUUCAACAAUUUGGUAUACCUGUUCAAGAACUUGGUUUUCGUCCAUUAAAAACUACAUUAAAUACACAAAAAUUAGGUCAUGGACCAGCUGGUCUAGUAUCUGUACCACCAUAAUAAUAUUAAAGAAGAAAAAUUUUAAAAAGAAGAAAAUAUAAACAAACAAAUAAAUAAAUAACAAAUAAAUUAACGAACAGAUUCUAGUCAAAUAAUAAAGUAACUAUUGAUUUUAAAAAUUAAAAAAAAAAAUUAUUGACAUUUGAACAAGUGAACUCAUUGAAUUGUUUCGAGAGAACCAUUUCAAUAUUGUGUAAUAACAUUUCAGAUGAUAUAAUAAAUAUAAUUUGUUGAUAAAUUGAUGUUUUAUUAUUUAUUUAUUUAUUUAUUU
Messenger RNA from Schistosoma spindalis, 1773 nucleotides. Lineage: Eukaryota; Metazoa; Platyhelminthes; Trematoda; Strigeidida; Schistosomatidae. The record is from the annotation of a GenBank genome assembly.